Molecule: messenger RNA, 4563 nt
Organism: Microplitis demolitor
Lineage: Eukaryota; Metazoa; Arthropoda; Insecta; Hymenoptera; Braconidae
Exons: 9
Coding region: 1735-3624 (629 amino acids)
Source: RefSeq, a predicted model, not a curated record
AUGCUGCCAAUAUAUUACGUGUUAUGUCCUCAACAGCCUCAGGUGCCUCCACCUGUUAAUUAAUUAGUAAACUUGAGAUAUAUAAGAAGCGCGCAUUUGAAUUCCAUUUGAAAUUAUAUAUUAAUUUCUUACAACACUUAUUGCGUCUUAACAAUAUUGAGUCAAUAAUUUAAAUGAUAAAUCGUCGUGGCACAUACUCAUUAAAUUAUAUAUUUUUAUUAUAAGAAAGUUUAAAUAAAUAGAUAGAUAAACCUUUAUUUUGUAUUCAGAGAAAUAUAAAUACAGGUUGAGUGGUCUUGGAACGUUUCCUGUCAUCCGAUACUUAAAACCUAAACAAAACAUACGCAUAAAAAUCAUGAAUAGGUCCUUGUUCUAAAGUUAACCGUCAAUAUGGUUAUAAACAAAUACAUAUUCUAUCAACAAGUAAGAAAAGAAAAUAUAUAAUUAAUAAAUGUUACUUACUAAUGAAAACCAUGUCUCACCAGAAUUUAACUAUUACUGUUAAUAUUAAAUAAAGAGUGACGCGUAUAAUAAAUAAAUUAAAGAAAAUAUAGAAAUAUAGCAUUAUAUUAAUUAUAAUAAUGUUUCACAAUAAACAGUAAUGUCAAUGGUACUAAAUAAUUAAAUAUAGAAUAAUUAUGGAGGAAUACACCUCUGAUAGCCUAGAAUAUUUAACUGGAAGAUUGUAUCUAAGUACAUAUAAAUAGAAUAAAUAAUAAGAAGUUGUAGAAUGGAUAAAGUGAAGAACGUAUAUGUGUAAGCUUAUAUCCUAAAUUUGAAUUAGUAGAAAGUAUAAAUGUAUAAGUAUAAUAUUUAGUAAAGAACAUAGAUAUAUAAGAAUAUAUACAUAUAAGCAUGAGUGUGAACAUGAGAGUAGUGGGGAGAAGUUGGAGAGUGAAGGUCCGAGAUCUCUCUGCCGUCUGAUGUAACUUCACUUCUCUCCUAGAACUCUUUACGAAUACAACUGUUAUUACUGAUCAAGUUUUAUCCAUACUUUAUAAUAAAAUUCAGUCUUCAGAUAAAAGUUAUUUUAUCAAUUACAUCUAUCCUUAAUCAUAGUUUAAUUAUUUCAUUAAAUAACAAUCAUAAUCAUCAUCUUAGUAAACAAUAAAUUUAUCCACUGUUUUCAAAUUCAAAAUUUGGUCUCGCGUGACAACGAACUGCCCACUGUCCAGGAGGUGGCGUCAGCUCCGAUCCUAGUAACCUCCCAGGACAUAACAACUGGUGACAGCGGUGGGAUAGUCACACCAAUUGGGUUCAACGCAAAUCUGGAAAUUCAACAGCGUUCUGGAAAAUCCUGAUUGGUCCAUCAGCGUUUUGAACAGAAGAUAUUACUGAAGUGAAAUUAUGUAGUGCGAUAUUAAUAAGGGCAAUUUCGCGAGUGAAAAGUGAAAAGUGAUUAUUAUUUUUUUCAAGAUAUAUAAGAUGCUAUGAACGUCGAGCUCACGGUUGUCCUGCUCGUGGAAAAAUAACAAAUGAUGAACUUGAUUUAUCGAUCGUUCAUAACCGUGUAAGAAAUCCUCAGUUGCAGAAAUAUUGCAUCUUUCAAGAUGCAUUGUUUAUUGCGGCAACGGCACGCCCUUAUAGAUUCCUGAAAGUUAUAUAUGAUCAUUUGAGUGCGCAUUAUCACUAACCAGAUAAUUGAUAGUUAAAGUUGUCUACUUGUGAAAGCUCUUCUGAGACAUACGUUACCUUCCAGGAUUUGAAAUAAACACCGAUUGGUCCACUUAAAAUAUGGCUGGUAAUGGUCUUACACGGACAAGACGGCGUAGCUCCGUUCUAUCCCUACCAGACAGGAUUUUCGAUGGAUAUCUGUACCGGUUCGCAAAAAAAUUGACAAACAAUGCUAGGCGCCUCUAUUGCUGUAAGCGAAGUUCGAAUGCUUGUAAUGCAGCUGGUAGCUUAUCUGCUUCUGAUGACUUCACUUAUCUACCUGGAAAAAAUCGACACAAUCACGAACCCGAUAUAAAUAGCGAUUGCAAAUCUCGCUUCAAAAAAGAUUUAUACAUUGCCUGUCGACAUCAAUUUCGAGAUCUCCAAAUCAUAUACAGAGAUGUAUCGAUUAUCCAUGAAGAAGCUUCUGCUCUUUUAAAUUUCAACCAAAUGAAACCACAAAUGCAAUCGUGGCAAAGAAAUCAAAAAUUUCCAGUCAUAACAUCAUCUGCCGAGUUCAAAUCUUGUUUAGCCGAAGAAAAUUUUAAAGAUAUUAAUCGGCAUAAUUCAGGGCGAACAGAAUUACAAUUUUUACAGAAUAUUUCACUAACACAUAGUGCAAUAAUUUUUUCUGAUGUAAACUUGCUAUCUAAAGUAGAAACUUCACAGUUAUUUAUAAAAUCAACAAUUACAAACCUUCCGGAAGGUGUGGGUGCACUGCAAUUAACAUCUAUCUCCACUCAAUAUGCGGAUCAUGUUUUCCCAGUUGUAUGGAUCAUUGAACUUGAAAAAUCGGAAAACAGUUGUACAAAAAUCGCAGAAGCAUUAUUGUCUCUGAAACCAAUAAUUUCACCAAGGGAAAUUUAUGGUGAUUUUGACGACAAUUACUAUAAAGCAAUGAAAACUAUAUUUCCCGAAGCUUCAAUGAAAGGAACAUUUUAUUCUCAUUGUCAAAUCAUGGUUGAUGCUGCUGUUCGUUUCGGGAUAGAUUUGGAAGAUAAUUCGACAAUGCUAAUAUUCACUAAAAUUGUGUCUCUAAGCUUAUUACCGGGGAAUAAAAUAAAAACCUCUUUUUAUUGGAUUAUCUCAUCCAUGAGUGUCAAUCAACGUAAUCAUUUUAAGCAUGUAUUGUCUGGUCAUAAUCAAUGCCAUUUUCACUUGCAAAAUUUACAAUUAAAAGGACGUAUGAAUUGGAAUAGUAACAAAGUUAAAAAUCUUUUUAAUGGGGUCAAAAAUUGCAAGUUUAUCGUUAACUGUUGGAAAAGUAUGGAGGAAGAAGACUCAGACUUUGAAGAUUUUUUGAGAAAAACCUCACAUAUUUUGAGCCCAGUUUUACGAAAUAUUAUGUUUGUUGGUGUAGUCCUCCCUGCGCAAUUUGAUUUGGUAAAAUUAACCGUAACACAAAAUGUUGGACAACUUCGAGCAAUACCUACUUUGCCAAAUGAUCGUUUAUUGGCUGAAGCAACGCGAAUGGAUCUGCGUGCAAUUGAUAGACAAACUAAUGAGGCAAAUGACGAUGAUGAGUUCCUGCCUGAUCUUGCAGACCAUCUGAUGGAUGCAGAAUCCACAACCGAGGAGGCGAACGAAGAUGUAAACGAAGCAAAUGACGAUGUGGAACUUUCGCCUGGUCCCGCAAACCAUCCGAUGGCUGCAGAAUCCGUAACCGAGGAGGCGAACGAAGAUGUAAACGAAGCAAAUAACGAUGUGGAACUUCCGCCUGGUCCCGCAGACGUAAUAGCUGUAGAUGAAAACAUUGAGGCAACCGAAGUGGUCAUAGUAGACGCCCGGGUCUCCGAGCAAUGCUUAAUCUGUCGAGUAGGAAAAACGCCAACAAAACUUUAUAGACCAUGCCUACAUGUCGUGACUUGUGGACCCUGCAACAACAAAUGGUUCAAAACAAAGAUGGAUGAGGGACAAUUGUUUACAUGCGUACUGUGCAGAGAUUUAGUACAGGAAACAGAAGACUUCUAAGAGCCAUAACCAAGAUUUCUUUUUUAAUAUUAUGAUUUAUUACUAUCACUAUUACUUAUUACUAUUACUAUCAUUUAUUAUUAUUAUUUUAACUUUUUUUGUAAUUGCUAGUUUGGCAGAUCUUAACUCAAGAGAAACAGUUAUUACUCGACUCAUUUACUUCUUCGUUCAGCUUCAACUCUACUUGAAAAUUGUUUCACUUAGAUUCAAUUCUAUUCAAUUAUAUUUUUACUCAGCUUCAACUAAACUCAGCAACAACUUUACUCAGCUACAACGCUACUAACAAAUAAUUGCGAUUUUAUCGAUAAGCUAAAAUACGUGGGUAGAGUUUUAGCUGAGUAAUUGUAGCUGAGUGAAAAUAAAACUGAGUAGAGUUAAAAUGCUGAGUUGAAAAAUAUUUGAGUAGAUUUGAGACUGAGUAGAAAAGUUGAUGAGUAGAGUUAUAAUCAUUUCUAUUGAGUAGAGAUGUUCUGAGGGGACAUGUAAAGCCCGCUAGCUUAAAUUUAGUUUGUUCACUAGACCAGCAUGAAAAUUAUUUUUUAUAACAUUCAGCAGGCGUAAUAAAAGGAGAAUGUCAGUUCUGCAGAAAACAAGUCUUCAUCGAAGCAGUCUUGCUCAUCAGCCGAUUUGAUCAUUUAAUUUCAAAUUCAAAAUAUUGUUAUUUUUUUUUUAGCAAAAAAUCCUGAGGCUUACUGGAAUAAUUGACAGACAUAAUCAUGGAGAAUGAUAUUAAUUCUGAAGAUUUUGUUUUAAUAAUAUUUCUGUUUAUUUCAGCAACUUUUACAUAAUUAUUAAGCAAAAUAUAAUUUUAAUAUUUAACUUGAAAUUUUCAACUAAAUUUUCAGAUUUGACGAAAUCGAUGGGAGGUGUAAUACUACUGGAUAUUUUGAAUUUUACACUGUAAAGAAAAUACUGUUUUCAAGUAUCUGCGUGUUUGUA